This is a messenger RNA of Diorhabda sublineata, 3178 nucleotides long. RefSeq lists its product as uncharacterized. The record is from RefSeq and is a predicted model, not a curated record. NCBI's taxonomy places the organism in Eukaryota, Metazoa, Arthropoda, Insecta, Coleoptera, Chrysomelidae. The coding region runs from base 231 to 758 and encodes 175 amino acids. The transcript has 4 exons.
GAUCUUUGGCGAACUUGGGGAGAGUUAGCAAAGAAAAUGUUUUCGAGAUGCUGCAAUCAGACAGUGACUAACAAGUUGCGGUCGCCGCAAGUCCGCUUCAAAUUCAAGCGAGAUAUUAAAUAAGAUUGAGCGUGAAGAGAGUGGUGUGCAGUGGAUGAUUAUUUCAGGGUUUUCUUCUUCUUUUAAUUUAUUUUUUUUUCUAUUGUCUUCCUCAUAGUUUCAUGUGAAAAAUGGAAAAUAAAAACUUUAUCCCUGAUAGCAUCCAAGCAGCAGAUCUCGACAAGAGUUGGCAUAUACCAAGACCCACACUAGCUCGUAGCUCGCAAAGUAGUCAAGGUUCCACUUCUAGCAACAACAGUACGCAAAGCGUCAGGUCCGGAUCACUCCUAUUGACCGCCGCCAAUUUGGCGCAAAUCCACCAGCUCGAACAACCACCUGAUGUUGAAAAUGAACCUCCCAUGACUUCGACACGUGACCAGAAUAUACGUUACUACCUUCAGACACAAUCGGUCGACGGUGUCGACCACCUACCGCCAUCUAUCAACGUCAAUAAGAAAGAACCUGACAGCGUGUCAAUCGCCAGCAGUACGCAUUUCACUGUAGUUAAUAUGAAUACGCGACACAGGCCGCCUCAGAGGAGUUUCUGUAGAAAACACCAAUUAACUAUUCUGGUAUUGACAAUGUCAGUAGUGUUCACGAUCGGAAUCAUGGCGGCUAUACUGUUGUUAGAAUUGAGGGCCCAGAACCAAAGGUACUGAUUGCCUAAGAUGAAUGAGUACAAGAAGUUCUUGGACUAUAUAGUUACAUAUGGACUGGUACUUCUCCUAUUUUCCCCACAGUAAAAAGAAAAUGGCAAAAUAACUAUUGGAACCAACGUUAACUAGUGGGGAAUUCGAUUCGAUUCUUGUACAAGAAUUUAAAACCAUUUUUGAAGUAUAAAAAAUGCUUUUUGAUUAUUUUGGAGACAUUAGAAGCAUCCAAAAUUAUACAUAAUCGUGCAAGAUCGUUUUAAAGUUAAUUCUAUCACAUGUUUUGCCCCUUUCUCUUUUCUAAAGUAUCAGUUCAUGAAACUGUACGGCCUGAGAAGAAAUUUAACCAUAUCAAACAAUUAAGGAGUAAAAAAAGGAAAUUAGUUACAUUUUUUUUUCGCUUUUUAUAAUGUAUCUUAUUGACACUGCCUUUUACUUUCUAUAACAGUUAAUUAAAUAAAAACCUGGAUAUAUCAUUUUUAAUAGUUUAAAAUGGAAAAGUAGCAAUUUUCUAGAAAUAAACUUACAAGUUUGGGAUCUGAUAGCACUUUUAGAUUCGUCAACAACAAAUAUAAAUUUAAUUUUGAUGAUGUGAACCAGAAUGAAGAAUAUAGAGGUUUCAAAAAAUUUUAUUUUUAACAAGAAAGAGGAAGGAAAAAUCAACGAAUUAUAUGAAAAAUUAAUUCUGCCAAUUUUUUUCAACAGAUAACCUCAAAAAAAUAAUAAAUUAAAUAUUAUGAAUACAGAGACAAUAAUAUAUAACAUUAAUAUGUCAUAGUUGAUCCACAAUCUCUUUCAAUGCGAAUAGAUUGUGUUUUUUAGCAAACUAAUUGGUUUUAAUCUACUUCACCUCUGAAAUAAACAUUUUUUUCAAGAUUCACUCGAUUUUUGUUGUUGACAAUUUUACCAAUGAUCGUUUGAGAUUCUUUCACAAAUAAUUACUUCACUUUGUGAUUUCAUUCACGAGAAAUAAUACAAAUUAUAAUCCGUUCUUUAUAAACAAAAUAUUCUUUCUAUUCGUACCGCGCAUUUUUAUUUUUUGGUUAGGUUUCAUCUUCUUUUUUUAAAGUAACAAAUGAACUAUAUAUCACCAUAGAAAAAUUAAAAACAUAAAAGAAUAUCUAACGUAUUUUCAAGUUUCAUUUUACAUAUCUGAUUACAAAAAAUUUGUUAUCGGUAUAAAUCAAUUAAUUUUAGAAUUUCUAAAGGUAACCCCAGGCACUGGAACUCUUUAAUAGUUUCCAAAAUUUUAUAGUAUGUUUUGCGUCGUUAUAAAUUAAAUAUCAUUGGUUUUCAUAUGCUUUCGAUGACAAGAUUUCUGCUACUUUUUGAAUUAACCAGUUCAUUUAGAACAAAUAUUUAACAUAACUUUAGUUGGGUACUUUUCAAAAAUAAUUCUUUGAAUGAAUCAAUUUUUUUCUUAUUCUUUUCUAAUAUGAUGUUAUGUACACAAUAUAAGAAUAUUAUAAUAUCCUAUAUUAGAUUUUAUUUCUCGUUAGAAGAUUAAAAUGUAUUAGCCAAAUGUAGAAGAACAAAAAACAAGUUUAUUCAUCAUUCAUAUUAUAUAAUUUCUUGCAAUGUGUUCUGCUAUUCGUAGGCUCUAUAAGAUUCUCAUCAAUCAGUUAAGGGAACUCCAAAAUCUUCAUUAACUAUUUAAUCAUACAGGUAAAGGCUAUAUGGGAAAAAGAAUAAACUACCUAGCCUCUCCUAUUCUUCUCUGUACAUUAUAGCAAUUGUGUUGAUUCUGAAUGUAUCUGGAUGAUAAAUUUUGCAUUUCUAACCCUUCCUCGCACAAUAUAUCUUUGUUUGAAAUCUUUCACGGCACCUCUAAGUAGACUAACAAUGUUUCAAUAUUAAUUAACAAUUGUUUUUCUAUAUUUACUCAAGAUAUUGCUUCAUAAGCACAGUUUUGCUCCUUAAACUGAUUUUCAAGCAAAACAACUUCAUGGUAAACUAUUUUUCAUAAAAUACAGUAUUUCAGUCCAUUACUUCUUUAUUUUAUAUCCAAUUUGAGGCUCAGAAGAUUCUUACAAGAUACUCAGAGCAGUUCAAAACGUUCUUUAACAGCCAAGAGACAAAUAUUGUUGCUUUUCCAACAUGUUCUCUCACAAUGUACAUUUGGUUCAAAGUUUCCAAGACAAGUGAAUUAUUUUUCAAGAGGUACUGCUUCCCAAGCACAGUUUUGCUUUUAAUAAUCUUAAACUGAUUUAUAAUCAAAACAACUUCAAGAUAAACCAAGAUAAACUUGUGUUCUUUAUAUUUGGCAAAAUUAGUUUAACAAUUUAAAAAAUGUGUAGGUAAUAUGUUUACUGUGAUAUAAAACUAUAUUGUAAAAUUAUUUAUAUUUAUUCUAUUUCUGUAAUGUCAAUAACUUGUAUGACUCAGAGAUGUAUUUAGUAAAUUUGUGUAAAAUUAAAUAUUAUUCUUAU